This is a messenger RNA of Tachysurus vachellii, 852 nucleotides long. RefSeq lists its product as uncharacterized. The transcript has a single exon. Gene Ontology annotation, biological process: DNA integration. The record is from RefSeq and is a predicted model, not a curated record. Lineage: Eukaryota; Metazoa; Chordata; Actinopteri; Siluriformes; Bagridae. Gene Ontology annotation, molecular function: nucleic acid binding.
AUGCCCAAAUUGAAAAGGAGGACUACUUUAAAAGAUCCUACACUGAACAUAGUGUGGAGCUACACAAUGAAUGGAUGGCCAAGUUAUGUUCAGGAGGAAGCACUACGGCCUUAUUUUAUACGUAGGCAGGAGUUGUCAGUGGAACAAGGUUGCGUUCUUUGGGGCCAGCAAGUCAUCAUACCCCCAGGCUAUCGACAGCGCUUACUGGACGACCUUCAUCAGGUGCACCCAGGUAUCUGCCGCAUGAAAGCUCUCGCACGAAGUUACAUGUGGUGGCCUGGCUGUGAUGGGGAAAUUGAAGAGCUCGUGAAAGGUUGCUCUAUCUGUCAAGCUGUUCAGAAAAUGCCAGCAGUCGUACCACUGCACCACUGGAGAUGGCCGGAAAGGGUGUGGCAGAGAAUUCAUAUUGAUUUUGCUGAAAAGGACAAGCAGUAUUUUUUGGUGGUCAUUGAUAGUCAUUCAAAGUGGUUAGAAGUGUUUCCUGUGUCUUCUACCACCUCUCACAAAACCAUUGAAGUGCUGCGAAGCCUGUUCUCUGCGUAUGGACUGCCAGAAGAGCUGGUAUCAGAUAAUGGUCCACAGCUGGUGUCGAGGGAGUUUACACAGUUCCUGGAGAGAAACGGUAUCAACCACACUGCUGUUCCUGCAUAUCAUCCUGCAUCGAAUGGAGCUGCAGAGAGGUCAGUGCAGAUUUUGAAACGUGCACUGACAAAGGAUGUGUUGGAGGCCUAGAAAAAGGCUCCCUUGCCACUCAGUCAUAGACUUGCAAAUUUCCUGCUCAUGUACCGCAGUACACCCCACACCGUGACAGGACCUACACCGGCUGAGUUAUUUCUGAAACGCCAGAUAUGA